GACGAGGCAUGUAUUAGAGAACGAGACGGUCCGGAAGGUAUCUGCGAAACGAAGGCCUGCAUAGAAGCCUCGAAUAGGAUCUUGGCUUCAAUGAAAAGAGGUGUGGAUCCUUGCAAGGACUUUUAUCAGUUUGCCUGCGGUGGUUUUCGCGAUCAACAGCCCUAUCAACCAAGUUCGAGUUUCAAUAUGUUGCAGGCACAAAUCGACGAACAUAUUCAUAAAAUGUUAAUAAACGAAACCGGUCGAAUGGUUGGUGUCUUCGAGAAGCUGGGUCAUUUCUACGUUAGUUGUCUUGGGUUCAAGGAGAAGCCUGUCAACUUUACACCUGUUUACGAACUUCUUCAAGAACUUGGUGGUUAUUUACCGCCAAAGAGUGUCGUCCCAGUUGACAUAACUCCAUUGGUCUCGGCACUUCUUAGAGUGAACGGUGCACCCCUCUUUGAUUUGUACGUUGACGUCGAUCUUUAUGAUCGUUCUAGAUCCUCAGUUUUUCUCGAUCUACCAACCAGGUAUCAAGAUGAUGGCCUCUUUGCGGAAAAUCUGGAGGAUAUACCAAAAUGGCGUAAGACCAUGUUAAUGUACGAGAAAAGAAGAAAAAGAUCGGUCCAUGAAGAGAGUCAAGCAUAUAUGAUGAUAAAGAGCAAGAGGGAGGAACGAAGAUCUCGCAGACUUCAGAAGAUCGUCGAAGGAAUGCUGCCAAAGACGAUGAGUCCCAAAGAACGUUCGUCUGAGAAGGAUUUAUUGUUGCAAUUUUGCUUGUCACUCAGUAAGAUUUAUCCGAAGCACAAGGAUCUAUACAAUUGGGUGGAUGUCGAUCAAAGAGUUUACGUUCCUUUCAAUAUGACUUAUCUUCAGGAAAGCUUUGGUUAUAUAAGGUGGGGGACGCUGUUGAAUGCCACGUUAGGCGCUGCCACUGCCGAUUUAUUCAAUCGCAAUAAAACGCUGGAUCGUGAUCGACGAUUUAACACGGACGAUCAAAUGAUCUACGUUUACGUCACUGCUCCCCGUUAUUUUCGUAGCCUUGGAAAAUUACUCAACAGAUUUUCGAGACGGAUUAUAUAUAAUGGAUUGCUGCUGCUUUACGCUGCUGAUACAUUGCACGAUAUCGUAAACGUGACUGCCAGUAAGGAUUGGGACAAUUCCUGUUAUAAAUUGACGAAGAAUAUUUUUGGAGAAUUCGUUGGUGCUUUAUAUGUUCAGCAAUACAGUUCAGAAUAUUUGGAGACCUUAGGGAAUAGAGUUGGUGGAUUAUUUGAAAGGGUUAAGGAAACUGUCGCAGAACGAAUUUUAGUAAAAUCUUGGCUCGAUGAAGAAACGAGAACGCAGGCAUUACUUAAACUUAGAACGUUGCAAGGAAGAUUUCACGUGUGGCCUGGUUUUAACAACGACACAUUAUUGGCUCAUGAUAUGGCCGAGGUUGUGAUCGAUCCUGACAACUUUUUCUUUACGGUACUACGAAGAUUCAAACAAAUUCGUACCGUUGACGAUAAAGUUUUACGAAGAAAUGUCACUGAAAAACGCCGUCAUCCUUAUACAGUGAAUGCUUAUUACGAAUCGUCAACGAAUACGAUUGGAAUACCUUUGGCCAUGAUGACUUCCUGGGCAUGGUCUUGGGAUGGUGGUCCAGCUUAUGCUGUUCACGCAACUCUUGGAUCAGUAGUCGCCCAUGAAAUACUUCAUGCCUUCGAUCUCCAUCGUCGUCGCUUACCUCUCGAUCCUGAUCUAAACGUCGAUCAAUGGUUAUGGAUCACCACAGAAUCUUGGAAACGGCUCGAGGCUAGAAUCGAGUGUGUUGCUAAGCUUUAUGCAAGAAGUUUUUGGCGGAAAGUUCAGUUUUAUGGAAACGAUGUUGCCGUUCAGUUUGAUUGGAAUGUAACGAGGAAUGAAAAUGUUGCUGAUAUAGGGGCCUUGCAAAUAUCUCAUAAAACUUGGCAUUCAUUAACCAACGGAAAAGAUCGAAGUCUUCCUGGCUUGGAAGGACUUCGAUCUAGCCAACUUUUUUUCAUAAGCGCCGCCCAGACUUAUUGUUCUAACAUGACUGCCGAGGCCUAUAUCCUCUCUGUUGAACUUGAUUAUCAUACUCCUCAACCUGAAAGGGUCAAUGGUAUAAUGAUGAACUCACAAGCAUUUGCGGAUGCAUUUCGUUGUCCGAUUGGAUCUAAAAUGAAUCCUGUGAGUAAAUGCACUACUUGGUGACAAUAGGGCAAUGAGAACGGUCGGACACCAUGAUAAUUAUGAGAUUAUGUCAGCUGUAUGGACUCGGCUCAACGAAGCGCGCCUUUUUUUUUCGAGAGAGACUCACGUCGUUUGGUAUAAGAAUUUAAAAAAAAAAAAAGAAAAAAGAAAAGAAACGAAUCACAAGACAAAAAAAAGAUAAGAAAACAAAAGCUUUUGAGGAGAAAAGCUUUUUUUUUUGACGAAACGUAGUUUGUCUUUUUUUUUUUUUUUUUUUUUUGAUACUUUUGAGAAUCGUCAAAAAUUGUUUCUUCGUUGAAAUCCAUCGAUUCAGGCCGAUAAGCAUAAAAGAGAAUAUUCUUUGAUGAAAUUCUCAAAGAUCGAUGGAACGAUCGAUACGAUGGAUCGAUAAGCUUAUUUAGUAUGUAACAAACGGCAAUACAUUUUUUGUCGUAUUAAAGGCUGUUUUAAAAUGCCAUCGAUGUUAUUUCUCUAUUUAAGGCGCUUUAGGAUUUUAGGUUAUAAUAGUGAAAGCAAUAAAAUUUAAUGAUGAUAAGAGAGGUAUGAAAUAAAAAAACGUGAAAAAGAGAAAGAGAAAAAGAAAAAGAGAGAAAGAGAGAGAAAGAAAGAGGAAGGAGAUGACAGUAUGUAUCUACAAAAAGGAAAGUGUGUAUGUGUAUAUAUUGUUAACGCGCAAGAAAAGAUGACAAAAUUUAGAAGCUAAUUUGUUUGUUCAGAUUGCAAUUUUGUAGGUAUGAAAGAAUGAUCAUUCUAAUUGGGAAUCAACAAAUUCAAUUAGAAAAUAAUCUAAGCCAUAUUAAGUAUAAUUGAGAAAAUAGUUGCGUAAGACAAUGUUUUCCAAGCUUAUAAUUAUAAUUCCGUAAGAAUUAUAUUUUACGUAAAAUAUAAUGAUAAUUAUUAUAUAAAAAUUAUAUUAUAUAUACAACAAGAUUUAUUUUAAAAGGAUUAUAUUUUAUAAAAUAUAAUUUAAAGUCAGAUAAUCUCGAUGAAAUUUUAUUUAGAAUUAAAAAAUUUGUAUAUAUUUAUUAAUAAUUUGAUAUUAUCAAUAAUCCAUUAUAAUUAUAUUCUAAUAGUUUGGAAAACACUGACAUGUAAAGAGUCAAGCAUUUUCGUUUGCGCAAAAGCAAUUGCUACAAAUGAAUUCUUGAGAGAUUUUAAAAGUGAUCGUAUAUCAUUAAUGCCGUCGACAAGUUAUCCUCAGAUAUAAUUAUUUCAUGUUUAAUCAUAGAUUUGAAGACCAUAGAUCUGUUAGGUAUGAUAUUAUAAGGGAAUUAUAAGUAAUUUAAUUCUUUUCUAGCACCGAUUGUCUUCGUUUUCAUUAGUCCACAAUCAAUUGUGUAAAUAAUACGUACUGUGUAAAGCAUUAAAAUAUUUACUUCUUGA
Molecule: messenger RNA, 3579 nt
Organism: Vespa crabro (European hornet)
Lineage: Eukaryota; Metazoa; Arthropoda; Insecta; Hymenoptera; Vespidae
Product: neprilysin-like
Biological process (GO): protein processing
Cellular component (GO): plasma membrane
Molecular function (GO): metalloendopeptidase activity
Source: RefSeq, a predicted model, not a curated record